AUCCAUGAAUUGCAGUUAGGAAAUUUGGAAGAGCAAAAUCAACUAAGAGAAGAGAAUGAAAUUUUAAAGAAGAAAUUGGAACAGCUUCAAACAGAUCGUUGUGAAGAUGUUGAGGAGUUGGUUUAUCUUAGAUGGAUCAAUGCUUGCCUGAGGUAUGAGCUGAGGAAUUAUCAGCCUCUUCCUGGAAGAACAGUAGCAAGUGAUCUUAGCAGAUGUUUGAGCCCCAAAUCCGAACAAAAGGCCAAGCAGCUGAUUCUAGAUUACUCAAAUUCCCAUUUGAAUUCUAACCGUUCAAGUUUAAUGGACUUUGAUUUAGAGGAUUGUUUUUCUCAAACAUCAAGUGAGGAGUUCGAUGAAACUUCCCAAGACUCUUCAAAGUCAAAAUCCAGCAAAUCAAAAAUUUUUAACAAGCUUAAGAAGCUUGUGCUGGCAAAAGGCCGCAAUGAAGAUAAGGUGGCGAUGAGAACUGGCAGUGAUUUGAAUGCUGAAAGAAAGGCUUCAGUUUCAACUUGCACAGUUGAUGAUUGUAGAAGAAAAUCAUUUGGUAGCGGUUCAGGAAUGGAAUUCUUUGGUAAUGAGAAAUGGCACAUUAAAAGAAACCAUUCUCACGAUCUGGUAAGGUCUUCUUUGGAUAUUCAAAAUCUAAGAAGGCUCAACCCGGAAGAUGUUAAUGGUGGGAUGCCUGAACGCUGUAAUAGUGAUCUUGGAAUGGUCUAUGCUCAUAGGAGGAUGCUUUCUUUGGAUGAGAACUCAACAUACAGUAGUUGUCACGAUCUGGUAAGGUCUUCUUUGGAUAUUCAAAAUCUAAGAAGGCUCAACCUGGAAGAUGUUAAUGGUGGGAUGCCUGAACGCUGUAAUAGUGAUCUUGGAAUGGUCUAUGCUCAUAAGAGGAUGCUUUCUUUGGAUGAGAACUCAACAUACAGUAGUUCUGUUGACUACGUAGAAGGCAGCGAUCCUGAGAAGGAGAAGCUCAAGAAAUUUGCUCAAGUCUUCAAGGAUUCUCAGGGAUCUCUAAAUUCUAAGAGACUACCAACAUCAUUGAGUAUCACCUGAUUAAUGAGUGAAAGGUGGUGUUUAUAUAUGUUAUAUUCCUGAACUUGCCUGAGGACUGGGUUAGAUGGACAUUUAGUGUAACUGCUACUGAUUUGUCUAGUAAAAACUGAUCAUUCCAAGUAUAAGGAAUUCAGCAAAUAUAAAAAUUCCAAAUAAUAAUUUCAGGUAUAGUGUCUUAUAAUGCUGUUUUGUUUUUCUUUUUUGAAUGAAGUUAUUCUAGCUCUGUGCUUGUGAGAAACUUUCUUUGAAGGAAAUAAAAGGAGUUACUACA
This is a messenger RNA of Dendrobium catenatum, 1324 nucleotides long. RefSeq lists its product as uncharacterized. The record is from RefSeq and is a predicted model, not a curated record. The transcript has a single exon. The annotation marks the transcript as partial. Gene Ontology annotation, biological process: chloroplast organization. Lineage: Eukaryota; Viridiplantae; Streptophyta; Magnoliopsida; Asparagales; Orchidaceae. Gene Ontology annotation, cellular component: chloroplast outer membrane.